UUGAAGCGGCAUCUUGAACUACCGGCAGGUGUCUAAACAGUUGUGAUAAGCCUGACGUGUUUGGGGACCUCAGGCGUGAUAAAAGCCCUCCACUCUCGGGCCCUUCAUGUCAAACUCGGCUCGUUGUGGAUAAACGACAUUUAUUAUUUCACCACCCGCGGACCUCAAGGAAGUUGGAUAAUUGGUUUAUUUAAAAAUAUAAAUGCUGUGGGAUUUAUUAAUUUGGAUAAUUGGUUAAUUCCAAGCAGUAAAACGUUUACUGUGUCGGCGCUUGAACAACGUACAAAAAACAACAAUUCUACUAUCAGAGAAUGGAUCCGCCAUUGAUAACCGCGUACGCUUCGACCCGCUUCGCUCCCUUGAAUAAUGAAUGGUAGGAUUCUGGGAACACGAGGCGGACUUGGUUCUGCCGGAAGUGACUUGAAUAUUUAACCGUGGCCAUACAAAAUGUGGAGCCGGAGAAAUUGAAAGGAAGAAAAAAAGGAAUAAUGAAACCAAAUAUUGAGUGAUUUGGUUGGAUGAAGUUGGUUCUUAAAUUACAGAAGUAAAAUAAUUUUCUUGGAAUUUUUUAUAACAAAAAAAAAAGCUGGUUUUUUUCCCACUCGGGUUAAUUUCCAUUAUUCACCGUGUCUAUUUCCAUUUCAAGAUGUUAAAAUCUGUGGUGCUUUGAAAUAUCACAGGAGUAAAAUGAUAAAACAAAUAUUCGCACAACUGAAUUCAUAUUUAUAUGGGUUUUUCUAAGUGGAUUGACAAUAUAGUAGGUAGAUCGUCAUAACCAGAGCAUUACGUCAAAUCCUUAUCAUAAGUACAUAUUGUGAAAGACUGAUUCCUUUGGAACUUUUAUUACAAUGUAAACUACACAACUAGUUCUUUCUGGUAGGGCAUAUUGUGUAAUGUUAAUGUGUUCUUAUAAGGGACUAACAUUUCAAGCUACUGAUUUAGUUCUUAUAAGGGACGGAUCUAUGUUCUAAUAAGGAACGGAUAUAUGCUCAUAUAAGUGUAUGAUCUACGUACAUAUAAUAGAGUGACCUAUGUCCAUAAAAGGGAGUGUUCUGUGUUCCUUCAAAGGACUGAUCUAUGUUCACUAAGGGACUGAUCUAUGUUCCUAUAAAGGACUGAUCUAUGUGAUGUGUCCUUGCUGUGUGUGAUAGAAGGGAAUUUCAGCCAUGUUGACCUUUGGCUCGUUCAGGGGUCAGCGUUUGACCUUUGAUGUCCCGGUCGGGAUGACCAUACACCAGCUAAAGGAAAUGAUCAAAGAGAAACUUGGAAUAUCCGGGGACCUCUACAAACAAGACAAGAAAGUGCUCGCCCUUAGCUACGCUGGAGCUGAGUUGGGCGACCAUUGGGUCUUCUCUGAUCUGGGGAUUUUACACGGCAGCAGCAUCAAAAUACAGCUGAAGGAGGAAGUGAAGCCGGCCCUGUAUAUCAGGUGUUCUCACAGUCUGGAGACAGUACCCGUGUAUGAGGACAUCGGCAUCACACACAGGAAGAUGUGCGAGAUACGGAGCAUCGCCUCAAUGAAAUCCGGCCUGCCAGUCGGAAUCUUUCGUCUGACGACAGCGGACGGACGGGAGAUGUAUGACACACACAGUCUGGACGACUACGGGGUGGACAUCGGUCAUACAAUCUUGCUGGAGAACUGGGACGGAUGGAACGAGUUUUUAAACCUGGCCAUCAUGGGCUUUACUCCACAGGUCAUCUCCCAGCUGAGUGACGAAGAUGUGCUGGCCAGGUACCAGAUGAAAGUCGCCCUUUUCAUCGCCGCCCACUUCGGUCACGUUGACUUGGCCAAGUGCCUGCUCCGCCUGGGGUGCCGGGCGGGUGAGGGGACGGGGUACCACCCCGCCCGGUCCUGGUGUCAGGUGGGUACCCGCAGCUCCACCGGUGGUCCCUGGGAUGAACAGGAGAACGGCCACAAAGACAGUCUCAAAAGCCCCGUCCACGAGGCGACCCUAUACGGGCAGCUUGGCGUCCUGCGGCUCUUCGUCAACCACGAUAUCACCUGCCUCAAGGCCAAGGACGCAGACGGCCUUGAACCCAUCAACCUCGCGCUGCGUCACAACAUCCGGAACUGCGCCUCGUUCCUGUUGACGAAACAAUGGACCAAAGUCCCGCUGACGAGGUCGUACUCCGUCCAUCUCGGGACCUUCGCGUCCAUCAAAAACUGGUGCGAGCGCGCGAAGGAGCAGGUUCUACUCAAACACGGACUGAGCAAAUCUUCAAUCAACCGUCGUAUUUUCCAUCCCGGUCCCAUGGUCGGGCAUGGGGUCUUCGUGGACGGGUAUUCCCCCAGCCCUAUGAACGGGAAACCCAAAGCUCAGCUACAAAGGGAGAGUAGGGACUUGAAAGAGGAGGAUAAAUUGAACCAGAGGUCAACUUGGGUUGAGAGGUCGUCCGUGACGUCAGUCGACGACCCUGAGAGUUAUUUUAAAUCCAUCAUGGCCGCUGAGAGGAAGUCGUUGCAGAAAGGUCAAGGGAGGUACCAGUUGCGGUGGGGGAAGACGAUGAACGAGACCAAAUCGGUGAAUAGCUUCGCCAAAGUCAAAGCCGAGGUGAAAAAAACAGCAGGAAAUGACGUCACACACAGACGACUGGCUGGAGACACGCCUGCUGAGGCUGCUGACCAAACGUCAGACGUUUUCAAGAGCAGGUUUCCCGCCAUCACGGGAGCCAAUCGAAACGUCACUGUCUACCACGAGGCGAAGGUCAACGUGCCGCUCAGCCAAUCAGAUGCCGAGAAAAACGAUGACGUCGGAACACAAACUCAAAAAGGUGAAAUCAGAUUGGUGAAAAACUCAAAGAACGCUUUUUUCGUCACGUCACAUCUUCGGAAGGAUGUAAACGGGGUAGAAAAUCAGCUGACUGGCAAUGUGGCGGUUGCUAUGGAAACAAACGACACAAACAAACCAGACGCUUGCGUCAGCGUCAUGUCUGACAAAAGCAGAGACGUGCCCAAAAAUGGGAAACCAAACAUCGAUCCAGCCGUCGUAUCGGGAGUAUCGCAGAUGGGAAGUGACGUCACGGAUGACGCAAGCAGCCAGGGGAGGCAAUCACGCCGGCGGCGCAGGGGGAAGAUUUCGAACGCCAUGUUGUUGUCGAGGGCGAAAUCAAGCGAGGGUCCCAUCCCCCUGCCGCUGAUCAGCCACGAGCAGGCGCGCAGGCCUUUCUUCUACCACCAAGGUCAGAGAGAGGAGGAGUUUCUGGAGAAGACCCUGAAGCUGGUCAGCAAGUACAAGGGCGAUUCCAGCCGAGAGAGGGCCAUCAAAACACUGACCAUGGCCAACUCGUUUAAAGGGAAACCGUGGCUGAGUCAGGUGAGGGUGGCCUUGAGCGUGUCGAACAAUUCGUUGAAGCGUAGCGUCUGUGAGAUGUAGGUUUCAACCGUGAAACUUGUCAGUGGAGGCUACAGCGGUGAAACUUGUUAGUGGGCUACAGCGGUGAAACUUGUCAGUGGGCUACAGCGGUGAAACUUGUCAGUGGGCUACAGCGGUGAAACUUGUCAGUGGGCUACAGCGGUGAAACUUGUCAGUGGGCUACAGCGGUGAAACUUGUCAGUGGGCUACAGCGGUGAAACUUGUCAGUGGAGGCUACAGCGGUGAAACUUGUCAGUGGGCUACAGCGGUGAAACUUGUUAGUGGAGGCUACAGCGGUGAAACUUGUCAGUGGGCUACAGCGGUGAAACUUGUCAGUGGGCUACAGCGGUGAAACUUGUCAGUGGAGGCUACAGCGGUGAAACUUGUCAGUGGGCUACAGCGGUGAAACUUGUUAGUGGAGGCUACAGCGGUGAAACUUGUCAGUGGGCUACAGCGGUGAAACUUGUCAGUGGGCUACAGCGGUGAAACUUGUCAGUGGAGGCUACACCAUGGAACUUGUCAGUGGGCUACAGCUGUGAAACUUGUCAGUGGUGAAUUGGGCUACAACAGGGAAACUUGUCAGUGGUUAAUUGGGCUACAACAGGGAAACUUGUCAGUGGUAAAUUGGGCUACAACAGGGAAACUUGUCAGUGGUAAAUUGGGCUACAACAGGGAAACUUGUCAGUGGUGAAGUGAGUUACAGCGGUCAGUGGUAAAGUGGGAUACACUAGUAUAAUUUGUUUGUAGUAAAUUGGGCUACAACAGGGAAACUUGUCAGUGGUUAAUUGGGCUACAACAGGGAAACUUGUCAGUGGUAAAUUGGGCUACAACAGGGAAACUUGUCAGUGGUGAAGUGAGCUACAGCGGUCAGUGGUA
Physella acuta is the source of this 4229-nucleotide messenger RNA. RefSeq lists its product as uncharacterized. The record is from RefSeq and is a predicted model, not a curated record. Gene Ontology annotation, molecular function: protein binding. NCBI's taxonomy places the organism in Eukaryota, Metazoa, Mollusca, Gastropoda, Physidae.